Didymodactylos carnosus is the source of this 4206-nucleotide messenger RNA. NCBI's taxonomy places the organism in Eukaryota, Metazoa, Rotifera, Eurotatoria, Philodinida, Philodinidae. The record is from the annotation of a GenBank genome assembly.
AUGACCAAGAACGCCGAUAACGGUCAAUUUGACCGUUACGGUAUAUCAAAAGUACCAGAUUUUAGCGAUCCAAGAAAGGGAUGGGGUGCAAGAGGACCGAAAACAAUUUUUAGUCAAUUGAUGGUAUUACGUCAUGCAUCAGAAAAAUUUCGUCUUGCCUACGAUUUACCAUUGGAAAAAUAUGAAUUAUUCGAUCCUACCGAACAAUUUGAAAAAAUUACAACAUCGAUGAUCAAACAUGAAAGUUAUAAUUCAACAAUAUUAGCUAAAAAUGAUAUGUGGAAGGAUAAAGAUUAUAAUCUUGUUAGUGAAAUGUUUUAUGAAGAACAUGCUGAUGAAUCUGGUGAGACACCAGAUUAUUCGGACACAUCAUUGUACACGUGGAAUAAAGAGCGACAUUAUGGAGUGUACGAUCGAAUCAUCAAAUAUGUUGAUGAUAAAACUGUCAAUAUUACGGUAGAUGAAUUAGUUAGAAAUUUGCCACAAUUUGAAACUCGUUUACCAUUUGAUCUAUUAAAAUCGUAUGUAUUUUUACUCGAUGAACAAUAUCGUGGUCAAAUAGGUCGUGAUGGAAUGAUUGAAUUUUUUAUGGAACGAGUGAAUUCUGAUGAUGAUAUUUUAACAUUACCCAUUUUAUAUUCAAUUUGUUCAUGGGAAGAACGCUUUAAAAAAUUAUUAAAUUUAGACAAUGUUAAAAGUCUUAGUUUAGCAAGAUUAGUGGCAUUGUAUAAUAACAAAACAAAUUGUCAUAGUUUAACCUUGGAUGAUAUUCAACGUUUUCGUCAAAUAUUAACAACAUGUGUACCCUAUUAUAUAAAUGGUUAUAUGGAAUUUUUAAGUGAUAAUUUUUUAAAUCGAGUGGCAACAAAACGAGAUGAAGGCAUUACACAUCAAGAACAAACAAAAUCAUUGUAUGCAGCUCUGAGACAUACAUGUUUCUAUCGAAAUUAUACACGAUUUAUAUUCGAUCAUUUUGUCGAUAGAGAUUGGAUUAGAAAUUUAUACGACGAUUAUAAUAAGACAACUGAUAAAUAUCCAAAAGUGGCAUCAACAAUGAUUUAUAUUACAAAUUAUCAAUCAAAAUUAGAAAAUCAAAGUGUCCACGAUAAAAUGUGUAUGAAACGUUUAUAUUUUGAUCGAACAUAUUGUUUAAAUCGAGGAUGUUUAAAAGAUUAUGUUAAUAAUGCUCUUGUGAGUUCAUGUAAUAAAUGGAAUUAUGCUACAAGAAAAACAAUGCCAAUUAAUUGUAAACAGUAUUGUGAAUGUGCAUUUCAUUGUGAAAAUCAAACAAAAGAAUUUGUAACUAUGGAACCGAUAUACAAAUCAAAGGAACUUAUUGUAUUAUUUGAGCAACAUUUUGCUGGCAAACGACAAAUGCCAUCGUACCGAGAUGAACAUGUAAAAUUAGUUGCACUUAAUUUUGCCAAUGUUCGAGAACGAGCAGCUAUGUCAAGAAUAAGUGAAGAUAUGUUGUUGGUAUUGAUUGCAAUGGCAUUAAUUAUGGCAAUAACAAUAUUGUAUUUGAGAAGUGUAUCUAUUGCAUUGAUCAUUAUCAUAUCAUGUGCAAUGUCAAUUGGAGUAUCCUAUUUUAUCUAUUCUGUUAUCUAUCGUAUUCCAAUAUUUCCAUUUAUGAAUCUCAUGAGCGCAUUUAUUCUAAUUGGUAUAGGAUGUGAUGAUAUAUUUGUAUUUUUCGAUACAUGGGAACAAGAAAAGCGUGAAUGGUUACGUCGAAAAGAAGAUGAAAAUAAAAAUGCUCAAAUAAUACCAUUAACAAUAGAAAAUAAAAAUGGUUCAAUUAUUGACACUGUUCUUGAUAAUAAAUUUAAACUAAGAAAAUCUUAUUCUCAUCGAUUAAGUGAUAAUCAUCAUCCAGAAGAAACAAGACAAAUGUUAUUGAAUUCCGAAGCGUUAAUAGAAAUUAUGAGUAAAACGUUGAAACAUGCUGCAAGUUCAAUGUUUGUUACCAGUUUUACAACGUCAGCCGCAUUUUUCACUAAUAUGUUAACAAAUAUAUCAUUUGUACAAGUAUUUGGUGUAUUUACUGGUACAUGUAUAUUACUCUAUUUUAUUAUUACUAUUACAGCAAUAGCCGCUUUUUGUAUUAUAUACGAAUUGUAUAUUCAAGAUAUAAUAUCAAAAUUAUCAAAAUGUUUUUCAUCUCGUAGUACGGCACAUAUAACUGUUAAUCCAAGUACAAAUUCAACAACAAAACUAUUUAAACGAAUAUCAUUAUCUUUCAAUCAAUUUCGAACAUAUUUAUUUUGUUAUUCACUUCCAAAAAUUAUUAUUGCCCUUCGUUAUAUACUUGUACUGUUAUUUUUACCCAUGGGUAUUCUAGGUAUUAUAGGCGUUUUUCAUUAUCCAAAAUUAAAAGUACCAUCAACACAAAAAGUAACCUUUUUUCUAAAAGAUAAUCCAAUGGAAAUUUAUGAAUUUCAAAUGAAAAAAAUAUUUGAAGGACAUAGUAAAGAGGAAAAACGUUUAUUUGCUUAUCCAUCAAUUAGUUUUAUAUUUGGAAUUGUUGAUCGUGAUGAUGGUUAUAGAUUUGAUAUGAAUGACCGAGGAAAAUUACAUUUAAAACCGUUAUAUUUAAAUCAUAAUAAUACAUUGGAAUUUUUUAAAAAUUUUACCGCUAUAUUAGGUACAAGAACAGAUUUAUUUAGUUCAAACUAUGAUUUAGAACAAGAUUUUAAACAAUUUUUAUCAUUGGCUAGCGAUGAAAUACUCAUUACCAAAGCUGCCGAUGAUAAAGCAAAAUUGAACAUGUCAUCAACUACCUAUGAACAAAUGAUCAAAUUUUUAGCACAGUCUGACAUAAAUAUUAUUCGAGUAUUAGUAAAUAAAACGAUUCGUGGUAUUAAUUAUCAAUUUAAAGAUGAUUUUUCGGAUGAUGAAGAUUAUAUUAAUAUUGAAAAUGAUACAAUCGAUAAAAAUGUUGUUAUACAAAGUAUAAAUGAAUUAAUUAAUAAAAAUAUAAUUAAUUAUAGACGAUAUCGUAAAAAUUUCAAUAAAACAUUACAAGAACAUUACAAAGAUCAAUUAAAAUCAAUGUAUAAUCAAGAUCAAUUAAAAAAUAGUUUAACAAAAUCAUAUCGUGAUCAAGAAGUUGAAGAACAUCAAAAUAAUGCAUUAAAAACAGCAUUUUCCUGUUUAUCAGGUGAAGCCGGUUUAAAUAAUGUUCCACCAGAGUUUUGUGAAAGACAAAUAAAUUAUCGACGAUCAAUUAAUUGGGCUGUUUUACCAGAAAAAUUAGAAAAUAAUAAUAUUCGACCAUUUGCUGUUAUAAUAACUAUACGUGGUAAUUUGAAUCAAACUGAUUAUGAUUCAUACAAUGAUUAUUAUUUUCGAAUUAAAAAUUUUUUUGAUCCAUAUAUAAAAAAUUAUGCACCCGAACAUUUGAAACAUGCUUGGUUUUCUAGUCCUGGUUUCGCAUUUUAUGGCGUACAACGAGAACUCUUAGUAGGUUCUUAUUCAUCGUUGGUGGCCUCCUUAGGAAUAGCAUUAUUAGUAUUAUUUUUAACAAGUGGAAAUUUAUUUAUCGCUUUUUAUGCAUUAGUAACUAUCACAUUUGCUAUUGCUGUUAGUAUUGCCAUGUUUGCUGCAUUUGGUUGGGAAUUAGGAAUUAUUGAAGCGAUUAUUGUCAUCAUGUCUGUUGGACUAUCCGUAGAUUUUACAGUACAUUUUGGUGUCGCUUAUAUACAUACAAACGGAAAAGAUAUUCGCUAUGUAAGACAAAUUGCAGCAAAAAAUUAUGCACAUAAAACGUUAAAGAAUGCUCUUUCGACAAAUGAUAAUGAUAAGACUGACAAUUGUUUCGAAAUGGAACCUGAACAUUUAUCAACAGAAGAAUUUCCAUUUACUUAUCGACAAUUACUUAAUGAACAUCAAGCUGAACGUGAAAUGAGAGUUCAAGAAUCUGUUGCACGUGUUGGUAGUGCUGUGUUCAUGGCUGCUUUCACAACGUUCGCCGCUGGUUUUAGCAUGACAUUAUCUAGUCUAUCAUCAUUUAGACAAAUGGGUCAAUUUUUAAUGACAAUCAUGUUAACGAGUUAUGUAUUUGCAACAUUUUUCUUUCUACCGUUAUGUGCUAUUAUGGGCCCCGUUGGCAAUUGUGGAUCUAUACCAUUUAGUACAAUAUGUUCAUUUUUUAAAGAUUGUUGGUGUCGUCGUCGUUCUUCACAAUCACUUCCACGCGUGUGUGUGUGA